Molecule: messenger RNA, 869 nt
Organism: Austrofundulus limnaeus
Lineage: Eukaryota; Metazoa; Chordata; Actinopteri; Cyprinodontiformes; Rivulidae
Product: myosin light polypeptide 6
Exons: 7
Coding region: 82-537 (151 amino acids)
Cellular component (GO): myosin II complex
Molecular function (GO): structural constituent of muscle; calcium ion binding
Source: RefSeq, a predicted model, not a curated record
UUCUUGUUCUGCUUUGUAGUCGAGCCGUCGUUGCAGUCUUUGGUUUUCUGUCGUUUCGGACACACCUCAGCCGACACAACAAUGUCUGACUUCUCGGAAGAUCAAAUCCUCGAGUAUAAGGAGGCAUUCCUGCUGUUCGACAGAACAGGAGAUGGAAAGAUCAGCUUCAGUCAGUGUGGGGACGUGAUGCGGGCCCUUGGACAGAACCCUGUUAAUGCUGAGGUGCUAAAAGUCCUGGGCAAUCCCAAAGCUGAGGAGAUGAACACCAAGAUGCUCGACUUUGAGCAGUUCCUGCCCAUGUUUCAGGCCAUCGCAAAGAACAAAGAUCAAGGCUCCAUGGAGGACUUUGUGGAGGGACUUCGUGUUUUUGACAAGGAGGGUAACGGAACAGUAAUGGGAGCAGAACUACGUCACGUCCUCACCACGUUAGGUGAGAAAAUGACAGAGGAAGAGGUGGAGACUCUCUUGGCUGGACACGAAGAUGCAAAUGGCUGCAUUAAUUAUGAAGCAUUUGUUCGCCACAUCAUGUCAGGCUGAGGGCUGAACUCGUCAGAAUGGUUAUGAGCGGAUGAGGAUGAAGACCAUCAUAUUGUUUCYCCCACUUUUGUCAUGUUCAUUUUGGCAUUUAGUUUUUCAGGCCUCCACAAUUUUUUCCAAGAAUUUGUUAGACAGUUUUAAUUUAAGAAGUGCCUUUACAUUCCUUAGAAAAUAUUAUAGAUGACCCUUUUUCAGCUCUAUACACAUGUAUGAGAAACUUGUAUCGCAAUAUGUCAUAAAGCAACAUUUAUUACAACAUAAAUUAAAGUGCUGUAACUGUUGAUGCCAGUUUGUCAACGUUGAAAAGAAAAUAAAUAUUAAAUUACACUGAA